AUGAGUGGGGGUGACUUAGUUGGAAUCAUAUUAACUGUAAAAUGGCCAUAUCAAGAACCAGAAAUUGUAUUUUAUCAUCCUUCAAACUCCUUUUCAAUAUUAAACGAGAAAAAUGUUAUUCCAAUUAAAAAAUGUUUUGGGUUGGAAUGUUCAAAACUUGCACCUUUGAUUUUACCAUCUGACUCACAGUUAUGGAACAAGAUGUCCGAUUUGGUCAUUGAAUCAAGGGAAUUUCAACAUAGAUUUGUUUUCUUCCCAAGCUCAACAAUCAGUAAUAAACUCUUAAGUCGAGUUUCAUCUGUCAACGAUCAAAAAAAAAUAAUUAAUCCAAAUAAUGAAAAUCUGAAAUUGGAUAAAUUUAUCGAAAGCUUCUCCAUAACUUUAGUAUUUAUCGCAUCAACUUUUAUCAAGUAUGAAUUUGUAGAAGAAAAACUAUUUAAAAUUGUAAACGCUCUUCUAUCAUGUGAAGUUACAAAUAAUUUUAUUUCGAGAGAAAUUUUCAAAUCUAAUGAAGUCUCGUUAGAAUGUAUAAAAAAUAUAUACAAAGCCGGCCACAAUAAUAAAGAUAAUAUCUCAGUUGGGAGUGAUCAUAAUAAAUUAGGUAGACUUGAAAGAAGUAAUCUACAAGAACACAUUUCCUCUUUAAUAGAGAAAAAUAAUAAGCUUGUAAAGAAGCUUAUUAAAUAUUAUUUGGGCCUAAGAAUUGAUUAUGGUGAUGUUAUGGUUGUCCCACCAAAAUCAUGUUAUUUGAAUUGUUUUAAGAAUAAAAAUCACAUUCGAAACCCAUUAGAAGAUUCAUAUGAUGAAUUAACUAUUUUCAUUGAUAAAACAAAACUGUCUAAUAUAUAUAAAGAAAAUGAACUCAUAAAUGAAAUUUUAAAGGUUGCAGAUCCGCAUUUAUCUAUCAGGGAUAUUUCGAUUGAACUUUUAGAGCAUCCAUCAGACAUUUUGAAGAUUUGUCAAAAGUUAAUUUCUAAAAGAGUUGCAACAGUUAUGGAAAAAAUAAGAUAUGACAAGGUUUAUGCAAUUUACCCGGAAGUUAUCAAAAUACAGUUGAAUCAAUUCAACUUAGAAUUUAAGAAUAUUAUUGAUUGGAGGGGAUGCAACCCACUUAUAUUAAUCAGUUCAUUUUUUUGUAAUGGAAAGAAGCUUUUUGAUGUUAGAAAUGAGCUUGUCGAAUUCUUUCAAAAAUUUGCUGGGGGAAAAAAAGUAUCCGAGCAAUUUGUUUAUUAUCCAUAUGGCUCAUCUAAAAACAUAUACUCCUCAAGUCAUGACGAAUCAUUAAAAAUCGUAAAAUCCAUUAUUUCAUGGCUUUAUGUCAAUGGUUGUAUUACAAUAAAGUACCCAAACAACGCGGCAAUAUAA
Messenger RNA from Cryptosporidium ubiquitum, 1365 nucleotides. RefSeq lists its product as uncharacterized. The coding region runs from base 1 to 1365 and encodes 454 amino acids. The transcript has a single exon. The record is from RefSeq and is a predicted model, not a curated record. Lineage: Eukaryota; Apicomplexa; Conoidasida; Eucoccidiorida; Cryptosporidiidae.